This is a messenger RNA of Puccinia triticina, 291 nucleotides long. RefSeq lists its product as uncharacterized. The transcript is spliced from 2 exons. Bases 1 to 291 code for a protein of 96 amino acids. The record is from RefSeq and is a predicted model, not a curated record. Lineage: Eukaryota; Fungi; Basidiomycota; Pucciniomycetes; Pucciniales; Pucciniaceae.
AUGCAAGAGCUUGCACGAACGCGGCAGGGAUGUCUGCCGGCCAGCAAGCGAGCGGGCAAUGUCUCUCCCAAGGAAAUCACUCCUCGUCGAGGCUCGACGGCCCGAGGAGAGAUCUUCCCUGAUCUUCUUCAUCCGACCCGGGCGGGUCUUGUUGACCGGCGGCCGGCUGGAAGGAACCCCGAGAUCUGUCCUGCGCGUGCAAGGGCCUGCAUUUCGGGCUCCUUGAGGGAGCUAGGGUGGCACCCCCAGGGGCAAAGCCAGUGUGAUGCCAUCUACAGCAGCAUUGUGUAG